UGACCGAACCGAAGGUGGACUACCCGAGAGUCUGGAAAGAUGGGGGAAAAAUACAGCUUAAAAUUUUGCACCAUGCGCCUCCACUGACAGAGUGAGUGGGUUUUGAAAAACACGGGGAAGUCUUUCUGAAACUAUGAUCACAGCGCAAGAAAUGCCAGCUUUUACGCCAUGUAUUUACUUUGUUUGUUCGCUUUUGAGGAUACCUACCGUCGCCUGGUAUUGACGCCCCUCAACUAACGCAGAUGGACUAACAAAUCCUGCAAAAAUGGAUGCAUAAAUCAAAGUGCAGGAUUCUUUUUCUCGUAUCUUGCUGGAGCUAGCUUUUCAAUGUGUGCGAUCACAGAUGAGAGGAUUUUCAUCGAAGUUGAAUGAUGGCAUCACGUUGGGUUCACUCCUUUGAAGAUGAUGAGCGACAAAGAGCGAGGUCUUCUUUCUGCGAGAAUGACGCUCCUGAGAGAAGUUUGGCUGAUUUCCCUGCAGCACCGUACCCGACGGAGGAUGAGCCGUUUUCAUGGCCGAGGCCAAAAACCGUGCGUUUACGCCGAACAUCUCAAGGCUUCGGAUUCACUUUGCGGCACUUCAUCGUGUACCCGCCGGAGUCGAGCGCACACUACUUCCUGGAGGAAGAGUGUGGCCGCAGAGGGAGGCUGCGGAACAGACUUGAACCUAUGGACACAAUUUUUGUGAAACAAGUCAAGGAAUGUGGCCCUGCUCAUGGAGCUGGGCUUUGUACAGGAGACCGAAUAGUGAAGGUAAAUGGAGCGAGCAUCAUUGGGAAAGCUUAUUCUGAGGUGAUAUCAUUGAUCCAAGAGAGUGGUGACUUUCUUGAACUUUGUGUGAUGCCAAAAGAUGAAGAUAUACUGCAACUGGCCUAUUCCCAGGAUGCCUACCUCCGUGGCCACAGUAGCUACAGUGGAAAUGCCUGUCACAUCCCUGAUCCACCUCAAGUAUGUUACUCCAGAGUAGACUUUAAGCCUACGGGCAUGGCCCAGGCAGAAGACUUGGCAGGGCAGGUCUGCCGGGCACCAACAGCCCCCCUUGACUAUGGAUAUCGCAAGGAAAUCAACAAGCCUCCAUCUGCCUCUCAUCAAUCCUAUCCUAAGAGUCAAACAGCAGUCUGUAUGCGUAAUGACAGUGUUAGGACUGUGGUGGUUCCACCUAAUUCAGCGCAUAUUGGGCGCAUCACUCCAACUCAAAGAAUUGAUUUUGUAGACCCUGUCUUUGUGAAGGGCAGACCUGGAUCCCUUGCCCAAUAUCCUCACCCUCGAAAGGCUGACUUCUAUCCCAGUAGUCUGGGAAUAAUUCAUUUUGAGGGUCAGGUACCCAACUUUUCAGGAAACCAUCAAAACAUUGAUUGGCGCACUUACCAAACAUAUAGGGAGUACAUUGACAACAAAGGCAUCCAUUCCCAUGCUAGUCGGACCAUCCAGGAGAGGCUGGACAAUUUGCGAACUGCUGGUCAGGCCUCUUUUGCCAAUACUCAUCACAUUCCUCCAGGUGACUGGACACCUAAAGGGAAACGACCCAGGAGUGUCUCUCAUGAACGAUCAUAUCAUGGUCCUCCACCCCACUUUCAGAUUGCCCCACGCAGUGCCUCACAGGACCGUAUGACCAAUUCAGAGAGGAUAAGCCAUGCAAGGAACUGGCCCCCUCGGAGUGUUUCCCAAGAUGGCCUUGUUCUGAAAGCUCGAGCACGCUCCAUUGACUACGUUGAACCUGUAGAGCUGGCGCGGCACAGUGAGAUGAGAGGAGUGUAUCCAAGGUCAGACCAAGGUACGAGGCCCAGUAGGCAGUCCAUUCCCAGAAAUGCUAUGUCUUUCAGGUCGUCUACUGGAUACAGUGGUGGCAUGAGAGUAGCACCAAACCCUUCUUUCUACUAUAAAGUACCAGACUCCCUUCAAACAUGCUCCUCACCCAAAAUUCCUCACAGGCCCUCACAUUUUGCAAAAAGCACAAGUGCUGAACAUUCUUUCAUUGACCAAAGACUUUCAGUUAAAAGGCACCAUUCAAGCAACACUAACCAACAAGGCCAGGGUAGGAUGCGUGCAGAAACCCUGCAGCCCACUGAGUCCAGCAGAGAUUCAGUGGCAGUAGGACUCAGAUCUGCAUCAUGUUCUACUCCAAAAGAGUUGCCCCAGAGGCCUAGUGUCCUCUGUACUCCGCAGGAAGAUCCUCAGAGUCAGGUCAAUGGUCAAAGCCCCACAGAUUCUGGAGUGGUUUUGAGAGAGAAAUCGCAUGCUGGGAAAAACCCCAGCCCCUUACGGCACCCCUCGUACAUCUUGGCUGUGAAUGAUGAAGGAGCAGACUCAUCAGCAGACGUGGUGGCGUGCUGGCUUCCAAAUGAUGCACGUCGAGAGAUACACAUGCGUCGCCUUGAGGAACAACGUCACACCUCAUGCUCCAGCAACUUGGAUGAUUCUCUGGAUUCUAUUCCAUUCAUAGAUGAGCCCGUCAGCCCCAGUGUUGACAGAGAGGCUGCUCCUAUUCCUCCCUCUGCUGUCAUAUCUGUUGCACCAUCCAUAGCUACAGCACCCUCCAGUCGAGGCUCACCGGGUCCACCCAUUCGCCGCCAGCUGUCACAUGACCAAGAGUCCCUGAGAAGUGCUUUGUUGGACUCAGACUCAGCCAGUAAAACCGAGCGGUCCAAGUCCUACGAUGAGGGUCUGGAUGAGUAUCGAGAAGGAGAUAGGGGGUCUUCCACAAGACAUUUGCCAAGUUUCAAGGGCCUUAGAAGGGCUCUGGAUGGGCAUAAAUCAUCCGGGGAUUCUGGGUCUCGCAGGGACUCUUCCACAGACAUCUUCUCUGACUCCUCCAAAGAAGGCUUUCUUAACUUUAGGCACCUUAGCACAGAUAAAAACAAGCGCGUUGGUGGAGGCAUGAGAUCCUGGAAGCAGAUGUAUGCCGUUUUACAAGGUCACACUCUGACCCUCUUCAAAGACAAGAAGGAUGCCCUGUCUCAUGCUUCAGCCCAAUCUGAUGAAGACCCAUUUCAAAUUAGCAUCAAGGCCUGUCUGAUUGACAUCUCCUACAGUGAAACGAGACGCAAAAACGUUCUGCGGUUGACCACCUCCGACUGCGAGUAUUUGUUCCAGGCAGAAGGGAGAGACGACAUGCUGUCGUGGAUCAGAGUCAUUCAGGAGAACAGUAACCGUAAUGAGGAGGUGUGUGGUAGCCAGAAUGCUGCAGUCACAAGCCAGGAUCUGAUCAGUCGAAAAAUCAAAGAAUACAACAUGAUGAGUGCUCCCAGCAGCAGAUCAGAACCUUCCCCUAAAGCAUCUCGGCAGCCGCUCAGCAUCAGACAAGCUUUUCUGGGAGCUAGAACGGACAGCAAGACCUACAGCUCUCAUUCGCCUAAACCAGGAGAGGAACGAAAGGCACUGAAAGAUGAGUCCAGUCCUCCUCGGGACAGGGGUGCUUGGAAAAUUGGGAUAGCAGGGAUCAUGAGGAAGCCCUUCGAAAAGAAGACUCCAGCUGGUAUCACAUUUGGUGUUCGGCUUGAAGAUUGUCCUCCUGCUCAAACUAACAGUUUUGUUCCCCUCAUCGUGGAGGUGUGCUGCAAGGUUGUGGAGGAGCGAGGACUAGAGUACACAGGAAUCUACAGGGUUCCCGGAAACAACGCUGCCAUCUCCAGCAUGCAGGAGGAACUCAACAGCAAAGGCAUGACUGACAUCGACGUCCAGGAAGACAAAUGGCGGGAUCUUAAUGUCAUCAGUAGUUUGUUGAAGUCGUUUUUUCGAAAACUUCCAGAACCCCUGUUUACAAACGAAAAGUAUGAUAAAUUUAUUGAAGCUAGCAGAACAGAAGAUUCAGUGGAGAGAUUAAAGGAGCUGAAGAGGCUGGUCUAUGAGCUACCUGCUCACCACUUUGAAACUCUGAAGUUCCUUUGUGCUCAUCUCAAGAUGGUUUCUGACAACUGUGAAAAGAACAAGAUGGAGCCCCGUAACCUGGCGAUCGUGUUUGGUCCCACUCUGGUCAGAACCUCUGAGGACAACAUGACCAACAUGGUGAAUCACAUGCCAGACCAGUGCAAGAUAGUUGAAAACCUCAUCCAGCAGUUCGACUGGUUCUUCACUGAAGACUGUAGCGAGGACCCUGCUACUGCGGCUGAGCAGGAGAGCACAGUUCAGUCUCAGCCUGUGCCCAACAUAAACCACCUGCUCUCCAACAUCGAGCGGAUCGCAGCCUCACCAGGUGAAGUCUCAGAAUCGGCAUGUAGUGACUCCACCAAAUCAAAGGGCUUGUGGGUGUCAGGGAAGGAUCCGUGUUGCAAAGAAAUGCUGCGCUCCUCCUUCUUUGUCAACCGCAAGCGCAACAAGUCCAAGGACAGGGUUCAACCCAGCAGUUCAGAUGAUGACCUGGAUCAUACUUUUACUAAAAAGGAUCUCCCAGAGGGGGACCAGCAGCAGUGGUCUCAGGACAGCCAGACUGAGGACAAGGAAGAUAAAGAUGGAGCCGAAAAAGAGAAACACAAGAGGAGCUCAGAGAAACGGCUGGAAAACUCCAUCAGAAAAGAGUCUCAGUCCAUUCCCUCCUCACCUCCAGACCUAAUCUCCUCCACACUUCAAUCUGGUUCCAAUGACACCUCUCCACCUCAUUCUCCAAACCUCAGCUAUCGCAUGCCUCCUAUUCACCAGUCUUCUCUCUCAGACCCACCCUCAAACUACGAUGAUACAGUGUCGGACCUCGGUACGAUGAACAGUACCAGCUCUCGGGCUUCUGUGCCUAGAGCGAGGCCAGGUAAGACUGCGGCUCUGGGUCCAGAGGCGUGUCCCAGCGGUCUGGGAGCAGAAGUCUGCUCCAUCACCUCAGACUACUCCACCACAUCCUCCAUGACCUUUGUGACUGGAGCUGAACUUAACACGCUCAGCCCUGAAGUACAGUCUGUGUCCGAGAGCCGGGGAGGAGACGACGCGGACGAUGAAAGGAGUGAACUCAUCAGUGAAGGAAGGCAAACGGAGACGGACAGUGAGAGUGACCUGUCGGUGUUCACUAUCGGGAGAGCAGAGCCGAGAGAGCCACAGGAAGCUCCUCGACCCCUCGCCUCACACAGACUCAUCGAUUGUGAUACGCUUUCCAGAAAGAAAUCCGGCCAACUCAAAACCAACAGUGAGUCCUCGCUGGAUGGAUCCCGUGUGGAAAAAGAUACCAACCGAUUGUCACAGGUUGUAGGUUCAGCAAAAGGACUUUCCUCCGGAAACCUCAGCUCAUCAUCCCGGAGCGAGCUGGACAAAACGGAGCCGGCAUGGCGGCUGAAGAUCACAGAUCGGCUCAAGGUACGUCUGAGAACGUCUGCAGAUGACAUGUUUGGCGUUGGCAGCCAGAGGAGUCGGUCUCCUGAGGGUCGCAGUAAGAAAAAGAACAUCAGGCGCAGACACACCAUGGGUGGCCAGAGAGACUUUGCAGAGCUGUCCAUUUUGGGAGACUGGUCUCAGCCGGUUGGCAUCGGUUCCGGCUCGCGUUCAGAGCUGUCCGCUGUGGACCGGCUAAAACCAAAGUGUAGCUCUCAGGAUUUCUCCAUUGGGGACUGGAUUGCUCGAGAACGCCACCGCACCAGUAAUCCUGAGGUCGGCCUGGACCUCUCUGAGCAGCAGGGGGCGCUGUGCAUCAAGAACCCCAGAGCCUCAUCGUCUUCUUCCGAACUUUCACAUCGUCCAGCUAAGGCACUAAACGGGGAAAUGUCCCAGAGUAAAAAUCUGAGCCUUUCAGCCACCGCCCACCCACAUAAACUCACUGGUGCCCAGGUGGUCCAUUCGCGCUUCUAUCAGUACCUGUGACAGUGUGUGUGUGUGUGUGUGUGUGUGUGUGUGUGUGUGUGUGUGUGUGUGUGUGUGUGUGUGUGUGUGUGUGUGUGUGUGUGUGUGUGUGUGUGUGUGUGUGUGUGUGAGAGAGAGGGGGGGGGGGGGAUGGUGCAUUAACUGUGUGUUCUGGAAUUUGUCACAAUUUUUUAACGUGUGACCAAUAUUAGUGACUGAGCAUGUUUACAGAAGUCGUCUGGAGCUCGUCUAGCAUGCGUGUGUGUGUGUGUGCGUGCGCGUGAGUGCGUGUUAACUGAGUGUUUCUGCGUACAGGAAUUGUUAUUCUUGCCCGUUUAUAAGGCAUGGAACAAAACGUUUGUAUUUUUAACUUUGUUUUUAUUUUAUUACUAAUAUAUCAGCAAGGAGGAGUUCCUCCCAUAAGGAAUUUGUUAUGCUGAAAAGGACCUCUCACUCACGAAACACUGACGUAUGAUCGAGGACGUGCGAACACUAGAUUGUUCUAAAUGUUUAGCUAAGUGGCUUUAAGGAACUUGACCUAACUUAGAAUUAUAGGAAGUAGGAAAGUUUAUUUUACUUCUUUUUUUAAGCAUAUAGAGGAAUUAUUCUUGUUUAAAAGUCUGAGGCUGUCGGUAACCAAAUGAAGAAUGUACAGACAUGCUUGCUGUAACACUGACUCAAAGCUUUACAUGCUUGUUUCAUUCUAAAGUGUACAUAUCCCUAUUUUUCUGUGUACUUGAAUUGUUUUUGGUACAGCCUGUGUGUGACUGCCUACAAGCUCUGCUGUCAUAAAGGGGCCUUUCCAAAGGUGUAAACAGGACAAGGAGACACUGGAGUUAUGCAAGUGGAGUGUGUGUGGUCCAUAUCCAUCCCUGCUAUAUGGUUUAAAAAUCAGCGAACAUCCAUCUGAUGUUCAGCAUUCUCUUUUUUCCAAGUGAUUGGCGGUGGAUUUAGAUGAAAAGUUAUCGGAAAGAAAAAAAAACGUAUCGAUCAGAUCAAAGAAAAUGCUACUUCACAAAAGAAAGUGCCUCAUAGAAAUGUAAAGGGUGCCAUACUGUCUUUGUAGACACAAGAAGAUGUUACUGUGAAUGACUUUUUUUUUUAUUGCCGACUCAAGUCGUUCUACUGGUAACGUGAAUGCCAAGCUUCCAUUCUGUUGGCAUUUCACUCGGGUCUUAAUGUUUUAUACAUCUUUUAUCCUUGUUUUUUCCACAUCUCUUGAUUUGAACAGAACUUGAAUUUUAAAUAUUCGUUGUAAAAAAGUAAUUUAAAUGUACAUACGGAUGCCAUGUUUUGGUGGCUUUGUGUUGCUUUUCCAUCAGAUUGCAGGACUAAGUAUAGUAUUGUGAAACGACGAUGGGGAUGCUCAUGAGACCUGAUUGGGUGUUGUGGGCAGUUUGGUACGUCUGGAGAAAGGAUUGCUUUAGGACAGGGACACUUUUCAGUGUUCCUCUGAUUCUGGAGGAUGUGCACAGACUCCUGAAACACUGGAAAUAAAUUUUAUCAAUGGCA
Molecule: messenger RNA, 7265 nt
Organism: Nothobranchius furzeri (turquoise killifish)
Lineage: Eukaryota; Metazoa; Chordata; Actinopteri; Cyprinodontiformes; Nothobranchiidae
Gene: arhgap21b
Product: Rho GTPase activating protein 21b
Biological process (GO): signal transduction
Molecular function (GO): protein binding
Source: RefSeq, a predicted model, not a curated record